Molecule: messenger RNA, 438 nt
Organism: Seminavis robusta
Lineage: Eukaryota; Bacillariophyta; Bacillariophyceae; Naviculales; Naviculaceae
Source: the annotation of a GenBank genome assembly
AUGGCUACUGGUACACCCACCGUAGCACAGCUUUGUGGCAUGCUGGCUAGAGUUGUCGAUAUUGCUGAUCAAGUAGAGGACUUUGGAGCAUUUUGGGACACCAUAGAUGAUGGUACAUUUCCAUGGCACUUGCUGCGAUAUUUGCCCUAUUCCAUUCCUUCCAACUUUUCAAUGGCAAACGCUCAAGCACUCAGUUUGAUUCUGGAAAAGCGUCCAUUUGGCUUCCGUGUGAAAUGGAACUUGGAGAGUGGAGAAUUUGACAACUUCAACCAGGAGGCAUUCUUCCAUCUGAUCUCCUCCGUGGCAAAGUCAGGCAUCCACCAUUUUCAGGUAGAUCAGGGACCUCCAAGCUGCACUGGUGUCAUCAUGGACGGCCUGCAAAAAUUUAUCCAAGAGAAGUGGGGACACAGGUCCUUGAAUUAUUUGGACGAGAUUUGA